Molecule: messenger RNA, 2963 nt
Organism: Porites lobata
Lineage: Eukaryota; Metazoa; Cnidaria; Anthozoa; Scleractinia; Poritidae
Source: the annotation of a GenBank genome assembly
CUUCCAUUGACACACUUUGGAUUAUUUCAAUAGGAAUAAAAAGGAUCUCCAACACAAUCAAUAAACCUCUUAUUGGUAAGCCGGAAAGACCACCGAAUGACGUCAAUACUGGGGUGAUUGACAAGGGUUAAUACGCGAUAUAUGCCAAUGUUAGGUGCAAAAAUCAUGUGUUUCUUGGCUCGUGACAGAAACAUCACAAAUCAUCACAAAACAUCAAGGAAAGAUCUUUCCAUCUCGUUAUCUCUACGAUUAAGGGAAUUUUCGUCGUUUGCUUGGCGUAUUUGUUUGUUUUCCCUCUGCCAAUAAUAGCUGGACCAAAUCUAGGAGGGCUAACUGAUGACCAGUCAGAGAUAACCUCUCAAAAUAGUAUAUGUGAGUGGGAUUGAGUUUCUUGAGACGUGCAUUGGUUAUAAUUUAUCAUCAAGAGGUGAAAGAUACAGCGAGUGAAAUACAGUCGGCCGGCUGUUUCAACGCACGAAAACAGCAGUUUCCCGACCGGUCCCGAGAGGUCCGAGAGCUGAAGAGAGUUGGAGAGCCCCAAUAUACGGCGAAAUGGUUUCUGUAAUACCUCAGUUGCCACGGAGCCCAGUCGAAAAUGGCAUUCAUUCAGUGAUUUUGCCGUCGCAACGAAACAGUUUUCGACCUAAGAAAAAACUGACGAGAGUCGUUAAUGGACUGAGUAACAACCAGCACUUAACAAAACAAUUUAAUAUUCCACCAGAACUUUUUUGGACGUCGAAAAGGAACUCGAAAAAACAUAAUUUCACUAUUCCACGAAUAGUCAUCGAGAAAAUAGAGGAUGAAAGACCUUGGGACUUCGCAAACUCACCGAGGAGAAAGAUGGGUAGUUUCACACGGCCUGGGCUGAACUGUAAUAAAAAUUUUCUUCAUCCCUCUUACACAGUUUGCGCUGCGGUUUCGGCGAACGACCCCGGCGCCCUUAAGAAUAUUAUUCUCUCGGGAGCUGUGAAUAUUGAUCAACUUUGCUCGAACGGGGCUUCGGCAUUACACGAAGCGGCUUACGACGGAAAAGUCGACUGCGUGAUCGCGUUACUUCAGUGCGGGGCCGAUGUGAAUAACGAAGAUGGCGAGGGAUGGACACCGCUGCAUGCAGCCGUGUGUGGCCAAAGUAUACAAUGCGCUGAACUUCUCGUUCGGCGAGGAGCAAAUGUGAAGGCGAAAACGGACGAUGGACUUUCACCGUUGGCAAUCGCCACGCAACAAAAAGACACAGAAAUGAUAAAACUUUUGACUUUAGUUUCCAAUCAGCCGCACAAAGUGGACAAACCUAAACGCUCGUACAAGCAAGCGAAAGAGUUUUUUGUGCCCAUAUUUGUUUAGCAUAAUUUUAUUGCUGACAUUUGCUGCGCGCGUGGGAUGUAGUGUUUGUGAGCGAGGGACAUGUAUUCAAAAUUAAAAAUGCGUUUUUGCGCAAGCAUUAUGUUAAAACUCGCAAUAAUUCCGCUUGGCGCCAAUUGCUUCCACGCCUUCGUCACUUUUUAGUCGCUUCCUUUUUCGCUUGCGAAAGAGAGAAAGAGGAUCAAAUUAAGGAUGUAAAAUAGAACUGACGAUGCAUGCAAGUAAUGGCUUUGGGUAGCCACUUUACGUCAAGGAAAGCGCGUAAUUUGCACCGUGACCAGGUGACUUGAAUGAUCCGGUGACUACACGACUACAAGUUUAAAACCAUUAAAACUUGAUUUUUUACAAAUUUUACCCGGAGGAAGCUGAACACCCAUGGGUAAUGCUAAAAGGUAAGAAAACCUUUACGAUCUUUCCACAAUGAAAAUUGAUUUUAAGAGAGAAUCGCUGAAAUAAAAACAAGGAAACUACACACAAAUUCGUGACUCACAAUCCACUACGUAUUGAUUACGUAAGGAAGGAACAGAAAAGAGUUGCUAUAUAUAUUUUUUGAAAAAGAUCCUAAACUGUGAGUGAGACUGAGAUAAAUCAGCAGAUUUUUUUUCUCAGUAAUUAUGUACAAAAAACGAAGCUCUCCGCUUGGACGUAUCGGCCGCGAAUAAAUAAUCACCUUGACACAAAACAGGAAAUUUUAGUCUUCUCCUUUUUGGUGCGAAGAUACAAUAAUAUUGUGCAGUCUAUUUUUAAUAGAACACCAGAUGUUUUUCUCGCCAAAUUUAGAAAGUUUUCCCUUGAAAAAUUCACGAUAGGUAAUUAAGGUGACUUUUAUGUUCAUUAAAAAAAGUUUAAUUUACCACCCUAGUUUAUAUUUGUUGCUGUUCAGCUGUUUUUACUUUUCCGUAGCUGAGUAUCGUUGCCUAGCAGCUUCCUUUUUAGCCAGACAGUGUUUUAAGGUCGCAAAUCACCUCUCCAUUUUGAAAUAAAAAAUGCAUUGAUUGUGCAUUAGGGUCUCGAUAAAGUCUUGUAAAGUGAAAGUACUCAUUUUAUAACUGCCCAUUUGUUUAUUUUAAUCGAACGACACACUGGCUAAAAACGUACUAGACAUCCUCAAAAUAAAAAUUGAAGUCUUUCGCAGUUUGCCCUAAGAUUUAGACCUUCGUUCCCAUGGCUCUCUAAGCUGGACUCUUGAAGAAUUCUUUUCGAAAUUUUGCCAGAAGGCUUUUGAGACAUAUUUCAUCACUGACCAAGUUUCUACUAAAUAACUCAUCUCCAAACUUUCUUGUUGUUUCAAAAAAGCAGUGUAAGUUAUGGCAAAUUCUCUUGUUAAAAAAAAAUAACACACAUUAACCGUGACACUGAAGCCGUGAGCAACUGCACGAAGAUUGUUUUUGGGCAGUGACUGCGUUAACUUUUAUCUUAGUGUUUACAAGUGACCCUCGACCCCAAACGUACCCUCACCUCGGAGCUGUCACGCGCUUUUUGCUCCCGGCAACAAUGAAUUGUUCUUAGUUCGCACAAAGAUAAUUAUUUAGAAUGUUUUGAUCUCGAGGAUAAGAAAGAUAAUCGAGUGUUUGGCACGUAAGAAAAAAAAAUUUGGUACACUG